CCUGCAGAGUGGUAUAAACGCCUGACGAAAUAUCUCACAUUGCAGGAGUGCGAAAUUGAAUUGCGGGCGAAGAUGAAGGCCGGCGUUGAGCCGCUGGGCGACGUCCUUCCCAAUCUCUUCGCAAGGCUCAGUGUCUUGUACGACGUGACGCAUGAACAGGAUCUGAAGCCGGGCCGCAAAGAGGUAAUGGCCGAGCUCUGCAACUGA
Molecule: messenger RNA, 207 nt
Organism: Phanerochaete carnosa HHB-10118-sp
Lineage: Eukaryota; Fungi; Basidiomycota; Agaricomycetes; Polyporales; Phanerochaetaceae
Exons: 1
Source: RefSeq, a predicted model, not a curated record